UUGGAUUUUAUUAUGGUAUUGAUACAAAUACAAAUUAUGUCGGGAAUGCCAUAAUUGGUAAGUACAAGCAAGGUUAUGUCUCAAAUCAACUUACAAUUUAUUGCAACUGAUUUGGACAGUUUGCAGACUGAUAAGAUUUUACUCCUAACAAUUCAGAAUUGUAGUGAGUGCCAUAAGAGCCAACCGGUUAGAUAAUAAUACCAAUUUAUGAUGGCGGAUGGCGAAUUAGCAAAUUUUAUUUUUCACUCAAUCGCACUUCAAUGGAAUUGAACGACUUGCACUCGUGGAACAUAAAUCGCAGCUCAAUUGAGAUAUAGAUAAGAUAUAAACGUGUGGACAGCCUUCCCUAGUGCUUGACAGGUUAAAUUGCCCAAUCUUUCCAAUUGUGCCAACCACUUGCUAACAACGCUGCCAUGUUGAGAACUCUGAUCUUUGUCUGCGCUGCAGUAACGGUGAUCUCGGCUGCCCCAGAAUUGCUGGAGGGCCGCGUGGUUGGAGGUGUCGAUGCCACAAGUGGACAGUUUCCGCAUCAGAUUCACUGCCACUGCCACCCAUAUCUGUGGUGGCUCUAUUAUCUCACACGAUUAUAUUCUAACGGCGGCCCAUGUGUGUGUGUUGUGUCACGGAACAGUCGGAAGAUGGUUCGAUCGUCGAAUUACUUCAACUACAUAUGAAAUACAAGAAAUAUCUUGAUUAAUGG
Messenger RNA from Drosophila grimshawi, 700 nucleotides. RefSeq lists its product as uncharacterized. The transcript is spliced from 2 exons. Bases 414 to 674 code for a protein of 86 amino acids. The record is from RefSeq and is a predicted model, not a curated record. NCBI's taxonomy places the organism in Eukaryota, Metazoa, Arthropoda, Insecta, Diptera, Drosophilidae.